CGGAUUUCGGGAUUCUUUACUCUGAGCGGAAGAGCCGUCCGUGUUAAAUACUCUACACCGGCGUUUGCAGGUCUUGCAGAUGUGUCAAUAUCAGAAGAUAUCCCUGUAGAAGGUGAAAUUACUGUUCCUGUGGGGCCUAAUUCUCCAGAUGAAGACUACUCCACAUUGGAUGAACCAGUUAAGGAAACAGUUAUGCGAGAUUUAAAAGCAGUUGGAAAGAAAUUUGUCCAUGUCAUGUAUCCCAAAAAGAGCAGUGCCCUCCUCAGAGACUGGGAUUUAUGGGGUCCAUUAAUCCUGUGUGUUUUACUUGCACUAAUGCUUCAGGGAGGAGCGGCAGAUAGUACAGAAGACAGAGGGCCUCAGUUUGCAGAAGUGUUCGUUAUCAUCUGGUUUGGAGCAGUUGUCAUAACACUAAAUUCCAAGCUACUGGGAGGAACCAUAUCUUUCUUUCAGAGCCUUUGUGUCCUGGGCUACUGUAUUCUGCCACUGACCGUGGCUCUUUUGGUCUGCAGGCUUAUACUGAUAGCAAACAGUGGGACUGCUGGCUUUGUUGUGCGUCUUUUAGUCGUGGUGGCGAUGUUUGGCUGGUCAACUCUAGCGUCUACAGCCUUCCUGGCAGACAGCCAACCCCCAAACCGCAAAGCCCUUGUUGUCUAUCCCAUUUUCCUUUUCUAUUUUGUUAUCAGCUGGAUGAUCCUCACCUUUACACCAUAGGGAAUGUACUCUCAGAAAAGACUACAAAACUGAAUGAAGGUGUUUUUGGUUGCUUUUCUAUGAAAGCCUCUGUCUGUGGUUGACUUGCCCACCUCUUACUCUGUUUCUGCCUUUAUUUAUAAUGAAUGUGGUGAAAAGGCUGGCGGGUUCCUUGGCCAAAACCACAAAAGGCCUCAAACUGCUCUGUGGUUCUUUGAAGAGCACUACUUGUCUCUCUCUGCUGAGUUUUAUUUUCUACUGGUUCUGUUGUAAGCAUCCAGCAAGGAGAAUGGCUAAAUAUGAUUAUAUCUUGGGCCAUCAAGAUGGUUAACAAAAGAAAAUAUUGACUAUCUAGGGUUAACCAAUUUAUCAGAACUCCACAGUUCUUUAUGAGAAUCCUGUCUUGCAUAUUUCAAAACAUUUGCUUACUUGGGAUAGGAAAUGCUAUCCAGUCUGAUUUAUUGUCCAAAAGCUAAAAGGAGAAAGCUGCAAGAAAGAGGCUUUGUCUUUUUUUUACUUUUUUCAUCCUCUUUCAGUUGUUCAAAUUAGUGCAGUUUCUUCAGUCCCAGUGGAUUGCUUCAAAAGAGCUUCUGGAAGAAGGCAAAAAUAAAGCCAUUGGCCUUGCUCACCUGCAAGGGAUCUUGGUUCUCUGUUUAAUCCAGGAGAAAAAAUAAUUUGCAUCAGACUAUUCAGCUGUUAAGUGUAGAGAGUCAGUUCAGGCGAGAGUGACUUAAAGGUGAGUUUUGGCACAGGAGGUCCUGAUUCUGAGCACGUGAAACACAGAGUUCAAAUUCUUACCUCAGAGCGGACCUUGUCAUAUAAAAGGAUUUCAGCUGCUUAAGACCUGGCAUCCAGCAAGUCUCGCUGGGGUGGUCUUUCUAACAGGCUGUUGCUGUCCUCUGCCCUUGGGAUUGAUUACGAAAAGGGCAGUGGGCCUUCUCUGUGAGUUCUGUUUUUUGUAAAUUAUAAAAUGAGGAAAAUAUUUAUGUAGCAAGGUAUGGCAUAAGCUGUGUUUUCUGAGUUCUGUGCAUUCAUAUGUAUUGUGAAAGCUUUGGAGGAAGCUGGCUCUCAGAAUGAAGUUGUUCUUGUCUAGCCAGAUCCAGGCAGUAGCUGACAGUUUAGUGAUACAUAGUUUAAUUCACACAGUGUAAUACCUUAUUUUAUGUAAUUACUUUACCUGUUAAAUUACCUCAAAUUUAUUUUGUGUAUAACUGCUGGGGUUUUAUUUUUAAAGAGUAAAAACUGUUCUAUAUAAUACAUAGGUUGCUUCUUUGUGUUUCUCAUUGCAAAUAUCUGUGUUUUUUUUCUUUACUAUGAGUUUAAUUUAUCCUUUUUUAUUUUCUCCUCUAAAAUUCCAGCUGUUGGGCUUUUGUUUCUCUCCAUUAAAAAAAAGGUUGAGAGAAAUUGCUUUGUUCUUGCUCUGUUUGCCAUCAAAUGUAGAAAAGAGCAAGUUGAUGUGGAACAUUUAUAUGCAGAAUGUAAAUACACUGGGUUAAGAUCUGUGUGGGGACUUAAAAGAACCUCUUUAAGAUUAUUUCUGUUUAUAACAACCUGAACUUAAAUAAUUUCCUCUGCAUAAGGAAAGUUCUUUUUAAAAUACUUGCUGUGUUUUCUAGAGGAAGUUAAGAAAAAAAAAGCCAUAAAGAUCCUUUAAAAUUAAUCUCCCCUGUGAAAUUUUAUUUUGUAUAUCAUCCUAAUUGGAUACAAAUAUCACCUUUACUCUUCUCACAAUGUCUUGACCUGUAUACUUUGUCACUUCCAGGUUUGGCCUGGAAAUAAAACAUCACAUGGUAAUUUUCUUUUCAGCCAAACUUACUCGAUUACCUUGUAUGUGGGUCUGCAUGAUAAUUGAAUAAGUUUGGUUGAAAAGAAAAUCUCUUAUUGGUCAAAAGCCGAGUUAAUGAUACUGUCUUUCAGCAACAGCAGCUUAGGCCAGUCUGGUUGCUUGAAAAUAUCUACACUAUAUUCCUCAAUAUUAGGACAGCUGGUUUUAGAAAGGAAGACUGGUGUUAGUUUUCUGACUUCAGUCUUAGCAUCAAAUGGAGUUGCGUGGCAGAAGAAUCUUGUUUUGUAGACUCUGGAUGAGAGAUUGGUUUGUAGGUGAUAUUUUUAUAUAUUAUACAAAGUAGAUAUAUUAAGUUAUCAAUUAACCUUAGCCAAAAUGAGUUAUUUGGUGUAGUUAGUCCCAUCCCUUUUGAUAUGCGAUAUUGCCUUUUGCAAGUCAUGUAAUGAGGUGUAAUUUUUUUGUGUGCUUAUUACACCAGUUGUAAUUUUUUAAAUUUUUCCUAAUGUUUCACUAAGAAAUUUGAGGUGUGAUAUUAGCUAGUGCUUAUUCCCAGUGCUGUAUGUUUCAGUUACUGUAAUGAGACUUAAGAGUUUAUUGUUUAGUUUAUGCUGAUUAGAUAGUAAUCUGUCCUUUCUCCACUAAUCCUAAUGCUUUUUUACCAAUAGGAAAUGCUCUACACUGCUGAAUGACUUUGUAGUAAGUUUUUUCCCCCCUUAUAUUGAGGUUCAGAAAAAGAAUAGGUAACUCUUGUGCUCUUUUUUUCUCUGUUGUGACCCACAGAGAAAACUUGACUGGAAGAUGUUAGUAAAAUGAUUUGAUGCCAUUCUAGAGUGAAGUACCUGCAGCUGCUUUAUGUUCCUUUCCCCGUUCCUAGGAGGACAACCAUGCGGUGCUGAUGCAGAGAGAGGUGGAAGUCAGUACUCUUUCUGUUGCGUAUAGCCUCGUAUAUGGGAAAAUUUAUUCAGCUGAAGUCCCGUAAACACAAGAUGUAAUAUAUGAAGUUGUUGUCAUUAUUAUCAUUAUUAUUAUUGACAUUUAUAAGACUGCUCAAUUCUGAUGACUCAGGGCAGUGUAAAGUAAAAAUCAUACAGUACAAUUUUUACAUGAAUUGAAAUAGAAUACUAGUUGAUUGGUUUGGAAGUGAUUGAUAUGGAAAGAAGAAUGAAGUGUGGGGGUUCCAUACAUUUUACUGAUGUUCUUACCCAAAAGCAGCACAGUCUAUAGUGUUUACAAAUUGCUAUUUCAUCAUGUGCUGAGGACAAAACAGGCUGAUAGAUAAGAUUAAUAUUGGUCUUGUACACAAUAUAAUUGCUAGUGUUUGUGUUGGGGUGGGGUGGGGAAUAACAUAUGUAAAUUAUUGUAGAGUUUUACAAAUUAAAAGACUGGAAGGAAAAUGUGUAAAUCUGUAUUAUGUAGCUCACAAACUCUUUCAGCUGUCACUUCCAGUUUUUAAAAUACAGUUUUAAAAUUUUAUGUAAGUAUCUGAAAUUAGAAUGUGAGUAGCAUUAAGCACUCUGGCUUAAAACUUGGAAUUAAAAAGUUACUACUUUUUAAGUAAAAUAAACUCUCAAGUAGAAGUGAUACAUUUGUAAGAAAUUUUGAAUUUGGAGAACCCUAGAUUUUAGUGGGGAAGUGCAAGGACAGAAUUUGGAUAAAAUAGACAUACAUUUAAUAAAUUGUCAAACCUAAGCUUCUUUCAUUGCCUUAAUAUAAAAUGCAUCAUUUUAUAGAUUUCUGUAUAAUAUUAUACUAGAAUAUUUAUAUAGUGUAAGAAUAAAUUAUUUUGUUUUUUUUUAACUAGACUAUAAACAUGUAAAAUGUUUUGAAAGCCUUUCACAUUAGCUGCAUAUACCUGCCUCCCAAAUAGUAAAAUAUUUAAAUUGUUUAUCUGAAAUCAUUAACUAUGAACUAAGGCUUUCUGCCAAGUUUUACAAGUCCAUGCUAAACCUCGAUUGGGUAUAGAGACAAACUGAGAUUGCACAUGACAUAAUAGGGCCUUUGAAAGUAAUUCCUUCUGUCUUAAAAGGCAUUGGAUUGCCUCAUCUUGGAUUAAAAAAUGUUCAUUUGUCACAUUGUUUGUUUUUCAUACAUGCUGUGAAAUGAGUGUUUUGAUUUAUUUGCAUGCUGUUAAUAAAAGUACGUCUUAACUUUUUUUUUUUUUUUUAAAGGCAGGAUAUUUUAAUUAGUUCCCAAGUGGCCAGUCUUGAUCAGUGGAAACAUGGAGCAAGAUUCCAGAUGAAAACAAAUUUCUGGAACAUGUAAAUUGUCAAAUAGUGAGACUGUAGAUUUCCUUUGCCAAUUGAAUUAGCCUCAGCUGUUGAGGGAAAAUGAACAAAUUAUCCCCAAUAAUUCCCCAGCCCAGAGAAUCAUGACUAUGUAGUUUUUCAAUGAGGUUGUUCUGAUUUAUAAUGACCUCGAUUUAUAUGAUAAUGUACUUCUUCCAUAAUUCAUAA
This is a messenger RNA of Python bivittatus (Burmese python), 4932 nucleotides long. The record is from RefSeq and is a predicted model, not a curated record. NCBI's taxonomy places the organism in Eukaryota, Metazoa, Chordata, Lepidosauria, Squamata, Pythonidae.